AGGCGAGGAGGGGGUGAGACUGUGGGGAUGAAACCGUGGAAAUCAAUAGAGGAUGUACAAGAGGAUACCAGGGCAUGAGAUCUAAGAAGAUUGUGUUUACUGGAAUUGGAGGCUACGCCAAUAUGCGUUUGUAUUCUUUAACCACAAACCAAUCGAUAGAAUUAGUGCUGCGACCAAAAAGUUACGGCCACACCGAGCAUAGUGGUGUCCGGGUUUAUAAAACAUUUUACUCAAGUUUGUGAAUAUCAACGGCUUUAUGGAACAAUUGCUCUGUUAAAUACCCUCAGAACUCAAUAAAACAAUAUAAG
This is a messenger RNA of Yamadazyma tenuis ATCC 10573, 308 nucleotides long. Lineage: Eukaryota; Fungi; Ascomycota; Pichiomycetes; Serinales; Debaryomycetaceae. The record is from RefSeq and is a predicted model, not a curated record.